Molecule: messenger RNA, 1720 nt
Organism: Helianthus annuus (common sunflower)
Lineage: Eukaryota; Viridiplantae; Streptophyta; Magnoliopsida; Asterales; Asteraceae
Exons: 1
Coding region: 428-1471 (347 amino acids)
Biological process (GO): ubiquitin-dependent protein catabolic process
Cellular component (GO): endoplasmic reticulum
Molecular function (GO): ubiquitin-like protein conjugating enzyme binding; ubiquitin protein ligase activity
Source: RefSeq, a predicted model, not a curated record
UACGGGUUAUGGAAAGUAGGCUUGGAACAAGUUGCAAAUAAUAGAGGGAGUAAAAUAUCUUAUCCCCAAAUUAAGUCAAAUUUGUUCACCUCACAAUCACUUUGCAAUCAAUCCACUUUGUGGCUAAUAAUCCUCAUGUCUACUCAACCAUAAUUCCUCUCCAUAAGGUCAUCUUCUUCUAAUCUCCUGUUUUGUUUCUUCAUUAAAACCCUAAUUUUAUUCCUCUUUUUUAGGGUUUACUUUAGUUUCAAUUUGAGUAUGAUUCCGAUUCGUUAAAAGUAAUUAGAAUUGAAAUUGAAAGCUGUGAUCUUCAAUUUAUGAAUUAUAUGUUUCGCCUUUUGCGUCUUGAGUUGAUUAACGAGUAGAAAUCAUUAGGGUUUUGACUUUUGAUUUUAGUUGACCUGUGUAAUUUGAGUGUUUGUUUGCAAUGGGAGAUGAGACACAGACACCACAGAAUGUAAUGAAUCUAGACCUUAAUUUAGGACCUGUUGAGACUGAUCCUGUAGGGGGUUUGAAUUUGGAAAAUUGGUUAGAUGGGCCUGCUGCGGGUGACUCGUUUGGGCCGAGGCCCAUGGCUCGGCGGAGACGGUGGCGGUCCAUUUGGAGACCUGUCGCCGGUGAGGGAAGUGUGGCGGCUGCUGACCAAAGACCGCCACCACCACCAUCACCACCGGAGUUGACCAAAACGUGUGAUAACGGGGAUGAAGAAAACGAGUUGGUGGAUGGGAACGGAGAUGGUGUGACGAAUAACGAAAGUGAAGGCGGUUUUUUCGAUUGUAAUAUUUGUUUGGAUAUGGCAAGUGACCCGGUUGUGACUUACUGUGGGCAUUUGUUUUGUUGGCCGUGUCUUUAUCGGUGGUUACAUAUUCACUCUGACGUAAAGGAAUGCCCGAUUUGCAAAGGGGAAAUGACGAUGAAAACAGUAACUCCUAUCUACGGGCGUGGAAACCCGACCCGUGUAGUUGAGGAAGAUUCCAGUUUAAAGAUCCCUAACAGACCCCAAGCGAAAAGAGUCGAGAGUUUUAGACAAACUAUUCAAAGAAACGUCUUUACUAUGCCGAUGGAGGAAAUGAUUCGUAGGCUCGGGAGUAGAUUUGAUCUGACCCGAGAUUUGUUUCAGGGUCAUUCGUUUCUUUCUGAAAACAGCUCGUUGUUAAAUCGGUAUUUAGCUUCUAGAAGAUUAAGAACAGAUCAAGAUCAAGAUCAUAAUCAAAAUCAAAAUCAAAAUCCCACGUUGGUUGAGACAUUUCAUGGUCGUCAGGAACCGGCUCCAUCAAUGGAGGAUCGAGAUUCUGUGUCGAGUAUUGCUGCUGUUAUACAGUCUGAGAGCCAAACAGUGGAUACUGCAGUUGAAAUCGAUUCACGGGUAUCAUUAUCUACUUCGUCGUCUAGAAGAAGAAGCGAAUCCUCAAGGGUAUCGGAUGUUGACAGUGGAGAUUCUCGUGCUACAAGAAGGCGGCGUUUGUUUUAAAAAAAAACAAGCAUUUCAUUGAUCAUUGGCGUUUAUUGUGCAAACCAGAUUCACUCUAGUGAGUUAUUAGUCUAACUAUGUUUAAUAUGUCGUUAAAUGUGUUUCUUUUUAACGGUUUUGGCCCGUUUAUGGUGAUAAGAAUGUGACUGCGCAUCUGUCUGCAAACGCCAAACGGGCCGGUUUUUGUAAAUACUUCCUUUAGCUUUUUCUUCAUAAAAUGUGCUUCUUGUGCUGAAUAAGUUCUGAUCU